GGGGUAUAAAACCAGCUGCUGCCUUUGUUCCUUGUUUACACGCUGCUGUUUGUGUAAGCUGUCGGUGUUGAGCAGAAUUUGUGCGUCACCUACUUUCGAGACAAAAAAAAAACUCGUUUUCCACGUUACACCUUACUUUAUUUCGUGUCCUGUUCACGGAGCAUGUUUUUAAACUGUCCGUUUUCUGAGCUGUUUUCUAUGGAAGAACAAGGCAACCAAAUCCUAGUUGAAAGUAAUUUCAACCAGAGAGACGCUUUUAGAGAAUCUUGACUUUGUCCGGCUUCGUUGCCCGGUGUCUCUUGAGUGAAGAUCUGGGUGGAGUUCACCUAUCUUGUUUUCACAUCAUUGAUCAUCAAGAUCCUUUUUUCCCCAAACUACAUUUUCCAGCAAGUAAAAAAAAAAAAAUGGUUGGCUUCAGACCUGCAGAUGUGCCCCCAACAGCUGCUGUUAAGUUUAUCGGUGCAGGAACUGCAGCGUGCAUCGCUGACCUGGUCACCUUUCCUCUGGACACAGCCAAAGUUAGGCUCCAGAUCCAGGGUGAGAGCAGCGGUACUACGAAAGUGGGUUCUUCCCAGGUGAUGAAGUACCGUGGUGUGUUUGGUACCAUCACCACCAUGGUGCGUACGGAGGGGCCACGUAGUCUCUACAACGGGCUAGUGGCUGGACUGCAGCGCCAGAUGAGCUUCGCUUCGGUCCGCAUUGGCCUGUAUGACUCGGUUAAGCAGUUUUACACCAAAGGAUCUGAUCAUGUGGGGAUUGGCAGUCGCCUGCUGGCAGGCUGUACCACUGGUGCGAUGGCAGUUGCUGUGGCUCAACCCACAGAUGUGGUAAAGGUGCGUUUUCAGGCUCAGGUUAGCGCUGGUGUGGAAAACAAACGCUACCAUGGCACUAUGGCUGCCUACCGAACCAUUGCCAAAGAGGAGGGGUUUCGUGGUCUGUGGAAAGGAACUGGCCCAAACAUCACCCGCAAUGCCAUUGUGAAUUGUACUGAACUGGUCACUUAUGACCUCAUCAAAGAUGCUCUUUUACGAAAUACACAGAUGACUGAUGAUCUUCCAUGCCACUUCACAUCUGCAUUUGGUGCUGGUUUCUGCACCACAGUGAUUGCUUCUCCUGUCGAUGUUGUGAAAACAAGAUACAUGAACUCUGCCCUUGGCCAGUACAACAGUGCUCUGAAUUGUGCUCUGGCCAUGCUGACCAAGGAGGGACCUAUGGCCUUCUAUAAGGGGUUUAUGCCUUCUUUCCUGAGGUUGGGCUCCUGGAAUGUUGUCAUGUUCGUCACCUAUGAACAGCUGAAACGUGCUAUGAUGGUGGCCCACCAGAAUUGGUCUACUCCUCUUUAAGUUGCCAGGGGAUCUGUGCUGAUAUCAUUCUUGUCUACCUUUUGAAUUAUCUGCUCUGAACCCCUUCAUGUCCAGCAGUUUCCCCCCCAACCCACCCAAACCAUUGAUUUUUAUGUAACUCAAGUGUAUCCUGGGACUAAAAAGCUGGUCUUAUUUUUCUUUUCUUUUUUUUUAUAAAUAAUGAAGCUAUUCUUUUAAACAAUGUCAUUAAAGUUUCUGAAAAUACA
Molecule: messenger RNA, 1570 nt
Organism: Silurus meridionalis
Lineage: Eukaryota; Metazoa; Chordata; Actinopteri; Siluriformes; Siluridae
Gene: ucp2
Product: uncoupling protein 2
Exons: 8
Coding region: 405-1343 (312 amino acids)
Biological process (GO): mitochondrial transport; adaptive thermogenesis; mitochondrial transmembrane transport
Cellular component (GO): mitochondrial membrane
Molecular function (GO): oxidative phosphorylation uncoupler activity
Source: RefSeq, a predicted model, not a curated record